GUGCGUGAGUGUUUGGUGAGUUGAAAUUGCAUUUGUUACUACUCCUCGCAACAGAGGGAAUCCAGCUGUGGAUGUUUCUCUGCCCUUAAUGCCCUGGGGCUUUGGAGUUUGCCUCUCCGUCAUUCAGUAGUAGUUUACUCAGGAGGAGGCAUGGCCGCAUGGAGCAGCGCUCUGCCAAGUGUCUUUACGCUUGUUCUGUCCAUGCUACUGCUCCUCCAGCUCCUGGUCAGUUUGAUAGUGCCGCGCCAUACGUAUGCACCCGAAUUUACUGUCAUCAGUAUAAAUAGUCACGAAUCCAAAUUAUUUGACUCCAGCGUGGAUGGACGCCCAGACAGCGCGCAGAAACUUUGGCCAGAUGAAGAGACAGCGGAACGUCUGCGCGCCUACGCCGACGAAAACGAGCUGAAUUCUCGCCAGGCCACAGACAGAAAACUUGUGCUUCAGCCUUGGGCAUCAGGACAACCAUCCUUUAGUGCUGAAGUGCAGCGUCUUAUCCAAUUCAUUACUACACCAGAGGUGAAUUGUUCCAGAUGGCAGAGUUCUGGUGAAUCUGGGUCUGCAUAUGUUGGGGAAAGUUCUGAGGCUCUGUGCUUGAAUUACUGGGCCACUAGCCAUCCUUGUGUCGCUUACUCUUUCAGUUUGGAUGGGAAGGAUGCAUUGAUUCUAAAAUCCACAUUAAGUAUGAGAUGUGAGGUGCAUCGCUUUGACCCUAGUACUCGGCACAAACACAGUAGUAGCUCUGAACAUGGAUCUGUCCAGCACCAUCAAGCUUGGCUUGAUUGGAGACGCCCCCGCACUCGAUCUCACAGGGGAGUUUUAGGGACUAUACCUCACAGCCUGGUGGACAUCAUGGACUCACUGGGCCACAGCAUGGUGCACGUUCUGUGGGCAGAUCUGUUGAGCACCGAAUGGCGAAUGUUGGAGAGUUGGGUACAGGAUGGAAUUCUCAGACGGAUCAGUCAGCUCAUACUAACUGUACAUCUACAGUGGGCAGGGUUUGAAGUGGGUGGGACCGAGGCAGAAGUAGUACGGUUCUGGUACAGUGUACUGAGAGCUCUGCACAGCUCAGGCUUCCGUCUGACACACUCAGCUCCUGGGCCAGGACACACUGUACUACGGCAAGAACUUCCCAAUACACACAGCUCAUACAAACUUACCUGGGUCAGGAGAGGUGAACAGUUCUAAUGAUUACUAGCAAUUCUCUAGACUUAGGAGAACUGCUGCAAAUGCACAUG
Messenger RNA from Tachysurus vachellii, 1235 nucleotides. Its product is annotated as probable methyltransferase-like protein 24. The transcript is spliced from 5 exons. Bases 151 to 1185 code for a protein of 344 amino acids. Lineage: Eukaryota; Metazoa; Chordata; Actinopteri; Siluriformes; Bagridae. The record is from RefSeq and is a predicted model, not a curated record.